Messenger RNA from Leucoraja erinaceus (little skate), 839 nucleotides. Its product is annotated as ATPase MORC2-like. The record is from RefSeq and is a predicted model, not a curated record. Bases 1 to 612 code for a protein of 203 amino acids. Gene Ontology annotation, cellular component: nucleus. NCBI's taxonomy places the organism in Eukaryota, Metazoa, Chordata, Chondrichthyes, Rajiformes, Rajidae. The transcript is spliced from 7 exons.
AUGGCAGACCGAUAUGUCGAGUUAUCUCGAGCGCAGCUCACCCCAGACUAUCUACAUGCAAACUCAACCACUCAUGAAUUCCUCUUUGGUGCACUAGCAGAAUUGGUGGAUAAUGCAAGGGAUGCCAGAGCAACGCACCUGAGCAUUUACACAGAAGAGAACGAACAAGGGACAGGGGGCGUAAUGUUGUGUUUUCUGGAUGACGGAGUCGGCAUGGACCCUGAUGAAGCAGCUGAUGUUAUUCAUUUGGGGAAAUCUUCGAAGAGGACAUCAGAUCAUCCAUUCAGUGGACAGUAUGGAAAUGGAUUGAAGUCAGGGGCAAUGAGAAUAGGUAUGGACUUCAUUCUGUUCACCAAGAAAACCAAUACCAUGACCUGCAUCCUGUUAUCUCGAACGUUUUAUGAGAAAGAAGGUAUUGAUGAGGUUAUUGUACCAGUGCCAUCAUGGUUUGUUUCAACUCAGGAAUCCAUAAAAACUGAUGACCAGACGUUUACCCUUGAAAUGGCACUAAUUUAUAAAUAUUCCCCAUUCAGCACCGAGUUCGAUGUCAUGCAACAGUUUCAUAAAAUUACAGGAUCAAGCGGUAAGAGAUGCAAUAAAAGAAAUGGGUAGCGAUUUAUUUAAUGAUGCUCAUACAUUAAUGAAUCCGCUCUGUGAAACAACUCAGAAAGUUCACCAUGUAAAAUAAAACCCAGAUUACUUCAGAAGAUCAACUGAAUAGUUUUUUUUUGUCACGUGUACCGAGGUACAGUGAAAAGCUUUUGUUGCAUGGCAUCCAGUCUGCAGAAAGACAAUACAUGAUUACAAUCGAGCCAUUUACAGUGAAAAGAUACAUGAUA